Suillus fuscotomentosus is the source of this 1141-nucleotide messenger RNA. RefSeq lists its product as uncharacterized. Bases 200 to 979 code for a protein of 259 amino acids. The record is from RefSeq and is a predicted model, not a curated record. The transcript is spliced from 4 exons. NCBI's taxonomy places the organism in Eukaryota, Fungi, Basidiomycota, Agaricomycetes, Boletales, Suillaceae.
CCCCAAUCGAGCUCUAGCCUUGUUCACAAAAAUGACAUUGCUCAUCCACCGACAGAAAGUCAGUAUGCUGAUCAUCCGUCGAGCUUUGCUUACGACCGAAAUCGCACAUCCCUUAACAGACUGACGUUAGUUUCUUCAUCCUUCUUCGACUUCGGGCCAUGCUGACCGAAGAUGGCACACAUUGGCAGGAUGUGAGUGUAUGGAUCCUCAGCAGGAGUGGGCGAUAUUCAACUUUCCAUCGUGGUUCGACCAGCUUGAAAACCAUCACGCUGUAGAGAUACAGUCUAGGUUACUCUCUGUGAUCUCUAGCUCAUCACCCUUGGAGAACAUUGUUCAACUGGGUUCUGCCGCUGUCAUUAUCUUCGAAAACUCUUUCUACGUUUUCGACAAGCGACACCAUCUUCAGGGCGAGGAAGAGUCUGUUCCCUCGUUUUAUGUCGCUCUCGAGCAGUACAUGGCAUCUCCGCAUGCAGCCGCUGUCAGGGAAGGUGUGAGCGCUGCUGUCCAGGCGUAUGAAGAAGCCAUGACUACUGCCGCCCACGCAUAUGAAGAAGCUGUAAAAACUUUUGUCUACCCAUAUCAAGGAAACUUGCCUGCUGGACAAGCCAGCGCUGCUCUGCCUACACCUGCCAAGGUGUCCCACUACACUGCUUGGAUGGCCAAAUUACCGUUUAAGCCCUUCAAGAGGAAGGCAAAAGAAGCUAUUGAACAUUCUCAGCAAUCUAUUGAACAUUCUCGGCAAUCUUUUGAACGUUCUCAGCAAUCCUUUGCACGCUCCAAGGAGGAGGAGAAAGAAUCUUCGUGCUCUCAGGCAAAGGCGGAGUUGAUGAAGGCUGUUCUUGAAAUCACUUUAAAUCAUCGCCUGCGUAUGUCUCACCGGCCAUCAUGUUGUGGCAGCCAUCCCGCUGAUCUGCUUGUCUUCAGCGAGACCUUAAUGUCGGGCGAUGCAACACAACGUUCCAGUUCGGAGUGGAGCUGAGAUACUGUGACUGUGACUGUGGGCUUCUUGAAUGGUCUGUCGAGGUAGAUUCAGGAUGUGGGACUGUACGAAAUGGUUACAUGAUCACGCAAUAUGGCACUUUGUCUGGUAGUGUUUGGAGAAUGUCGGACACCGAGUUACUGAUCAAGCUGCACGGGUUUA